CCUCCAUCAACCAACAAACACCUUUCCAUCGCCAAAUCAUCAACACCAUCUCGCAAUCAUGAAGGGAAAUGCACUGCUCGCUUCGGCGCUGGUCGCUGGCACCGCCUCCGCUGGCGUGCACAAGAUGAAGCUCCAGAAGGUCCCAUUGUCCGAGCAACUCGAGGGUUACAGCAUCGAGGAGCAGGUCCAGCACCUCGGCCAGAAGUACAUGGGAAUCCGUCCCCAGGGUCGCAUCAACGAGAUGUUCAAAGAGCAGUCCUACAAGCCCAACAAGGGCCACCCCGUCGGCGUCAGCAACUUCCUCAACGCCCAGUACUUCAGCGAGAUCGCCAUCGGUACACCUCCGCAAGAGUUCAAGGUUGUUCUCGAUACCGGCUCGUCCAACUUGUGGGUGCCCAGCAAGGACUGCGGCUCGAUCGCCUGCUACCUCCACUCCAAGUACAACCACGGCGAUUCCAACACCUACAAGCAGAAUGGCUCGGACUUUGCCAUCCAAUACGGCUCUGGUAGCUUGGAGGGAUACAUUUCCCAGGACACCGUGCAGAUUGGUGACUUGAAGAUCAAGAACCAGCUGUUUGCAGAGGCUACCUCGGAGCCCGGUCUUGCAUUCGCCUUCGGCCGCUUCGACGGUAUCAUGGGUCUCGGUUACGACACCAUCUCGGUCAACGGCAUCCCGCCUCCAUUUUACAACAUGAUUGACCAGGGUCUGCUCGACGAGAAGGUAUUCGCUUUCUACCUCAGCAGCACCGACAAGGGCGACGAGUCCGAGGCCAUCUUCGGUGGCGUGAACAAGGACCACUACACCGGCAAGAUGACCAACAUUCCUCUCCGCCGUAAGGCCUACUGGGAGGUUGACUUCGAUGCCAUCACUCUUGGUGACCAGACCGCCGAGCUCGACUCCACCGGUGCCAUUCUCGACACCGGCACCUCUCUCAUUGCUCUUCCAUCCACGAUGGCUGAGCUACUCAACAAGGAGAUUGGGGCCAAGAAGGGUUACAACGGCCAGUACUCAGUUGAGUGCAGCGCCCGUGACUCUCUUCCAGACCUUACCUUCACUCUCACCGGCCACAAUUUCACCAUCAGCGCAUACGACUACAUUCUUGAGGUCCAGGGCAGCUGCAUCAGCGCCUUCAUGGGCUUCGACAUCCCGGCCCCAGCCGGUCCUCUUGCUAUCCUCGGAGAUGCUUUCUUGAGGAGGUACUACUCCGUCUACGACCUGGGCAACAACGCUGUUGGCCUCGCCAAGGCGAAGUAAGCGAGCAAGGAAUUGAAAGAGGCAGAUGGUGAAAGUGUGAUUGAAUAAGGAGAGAAGUGAGGCAGAAGUGAUGGUGUGCCAUGAGGCGGACGGGCAGAGAGCAUUCCAGUGAAUAGGAUGGAAGCUGAUUGUGUACCUACUUAGAUAUGAAAGCAAAUCUUUGGAAGA
Zymoseptoria tritici IPO323 is the source of this 1423-nucleotide messenger RNA. RefSeq lists its product as uncharacterized. Gene Ontology annotation, cellular component: fungal-type vacuole. Bases 59 to 1255 code for a protein of 398 amino acids. The transcript has 2 exons. Gene Ontology annotation, biological process: proteolysis. Gene Ontology annotation, molecular function: aspartic-type endopeptidase activity. The record is from RefSeq and is a predicted model, not a curated record. Lineage: Eukaryota; Fungi; Ascomycota; Dothideomycetes; Mycosphaerellales; Mycosphaerellaceae.